AUGACUCUGCUUACUCCGCCACAGUUACAGCGCGGGAAGCGUUAUGGCUUAGCCUACUACGAGGAGUUGUAUGGUGAGCAGAACGCUGAUGAGGCAUUCGACCGCUUUCCCGACGAGUGCGAAGACGACUCAAGCAGCGGCGACGACGAGAGCAACAUCAAGACGAAGACGUCGGGGUCACCUGCAAUAGGCCGUACCACCGGUUUCUUCAAACCAUACGCUGGGAGCAUCAACGGCACGGGAGGUCAAAUCAGCAAGCGAGGCAACGAAGGCAACAAUCCGAACACCGACAAGGAGCGCCAAAGUCAGUAUAUCAUAGCUCCAUCCAUCAACAGGAAGCAUUCGAUAGUCGUCUCUCCGUCAAAGAAGCUCAAAUCGAAGAGGUUUGGUCUAUUUGGCAACAGCCUCAGUGUCGCGCCUGCUCAGUUGGACCCCGAGCCCAGCCAACCCAACGACAUGUCUGACACACUUUGGGCCGGCGAAUACGAGCAGGUUGGACCCAGUCACACAACCCAUCAAGAGACCCAGGCAACAGUCUUCGAAGCAUUGCACGGCGACGUGAUCACGGAGUCCACCACGCUUGAGGAGGAAAUUGACCUCCCUACCACUGCGCAUUUUCAAGCCGCCAUGCGCAGCUUGAAGAAGUCUGGUCCAGAGCUUCUUGCUACGGCUAUGCAGCCGGCGGCAAUGGCCAUGGAGACCGCAGGCAGCGAUGCUGAUACUGGCGACCAUGCGCCAUUGACGCCAAUCUCCGGAGACGAGGGGCCCGUGGCGGUACGCGAGCGAACAAUGGACAAGACAGGCAACGAAGAAGAUACCGGCUAUCAAGCGGAUAACGACGAGACCCGAGAGGAACUCGCUGAGCCUCGGCCGAAGCGUAUCGGACGCCCACGCAAGACGGCCGGCAUGCGCAAAGGGCUGGCGGUCACGGUGAAGCAGAGCCAGCUCGGUCGAACUCGAGGCGCCACGACUAAGCAGAUUCUCGACGAGCAAGCGGCCAAGGCUGCAGCUCGACCGCGCACUCGUCUGUCCGCAGCGGCAGCCACUCUGCUCAAGCCGAGCACAAGGGAUAAGGCGACGGCUCGUGCGGCCACAUUGAAGUCAAUGAAGGUAGCUAAGAGUCGCCGGGGCCGGCCUCCCAAGCGCUUGAUGCGCGGCCCAAACAUAACGCCAUACUGGCGCAACUGGAAUGGUCAGACGGUCCGGGUGAAGGAUGGUCAGGGAUGGGUGGAUAUGGCGGGUGAGAUGGUGGACGUGACGCAAUAUGAGAAGCACUUUUGAUUUGACCGAAAGCGAGGACACUCUGAUUCGGGCCGUAGAGGUCAGGCAUGAGAGCCUCAAUCCGUCGAUACCAGUGUGA
Baudoinia panamericana UAMH 10762 is the source of this 1360-nucleotide messenger RNA. RefSeq lists its product as uncharacterized. The transcript is spliced from 2 exons. The record is from RefSeq and is a predicted model, not a curated record. Bases 1 to 1281 code for a protein of 426 amino acids. Lineage: Eukaryota; Fungi; Ascomycota; Dothideomycetes; Mycosphaerellales; Teratosphaeriaceae.